Molecule: messenger RNA, 9664 nt
Organism: Cataglyphis hispanica
Lineage: Eukaryota; Metazoa; Arthropoda; Insecta; Hymenoptera; Formicidae
Gene: tara
Product: basic-leucine zipper transcription factor A-like
Exons: 3
Coding region: 752-2086 (444 amino acids)
Cellular component (GO): nucleus
Molecular function (GO): transcription regulator activity
Source: RefSeq, a predicted model, not a curated record
CGCGCAAACAUUAGUCGAUAUUAACGAUAUCUCGUUUUCGAGCUGUAUUAUAAAUUAAAAUUUUACAUUGUACCGCUGGACACAUCGCGCAAUAUCCCCCAGCGUAUCGCUGACGGAUUAAGAUGCGCGAAUCCACCCUGUGGAUAUCGUGAAACCUGGUCGCACAGACGCCUCUGUUCCUGCGAGUAGAAAGUCCACCGGUAGAAGUAUUUCGUUCUACGGCGACGGCAACGCGGCGACUUCCCGCCGUGGCGAGGUGAGGCGAGACGAGCUGAAGCGAAGCUGAGAGCUGAGAGGCGAGACGAGGCGAGGUGAGACGAGACGAAACGAGGCGAGGCGAGGCCUCGGAGCGUGGGUAUCAGCACGGAACCGAGUCUACAACGCAUUAGCGCGGCGUUGUCACGUUUCGAGGUUCUCUCUCCCUCUCCUCUCUCUCUCUCUCUCAUUCUCUUCUUCCCUCUCCCUCUCCUUCUCUCUCUUCUCUUUUUCUUUUUCUUCAUCUGUCUCCGUUUCUCCUCGAAGCUUGUUCCUUUCCCUCCCUCACUGUCCUCCUUCACCCCGACGCCUCGCGCCUUGCAGUACCGACUCGUUCUUUCUCUCGACGCCUCUCUCACCGUCUCUCGCCGUGCGACGUUGCUGAUUCGACUGGCGGGAAAACUGGCUCUUCAAACGGAUUUUCCCGCGACACGGCACACGAUCCACGCAUAAAACCAAUGAAAGGGAAGAUGUUUUGGGCCUAAAGAGUUGUGCAAUGAUGGGUCUGCAGGCGACGGCAGGAAAACGCAAAUUGGAGGGUGGUGUUGGUUACGUGGAAUUCCAUAUGGACUUGGGCGAGAGUCCGUCGAAGCUUGGACGCGUGGACGGUAGCUGGUGGGCGAUGGAUGACAAUUAUGGACCGCCCUUGAACCAGACAUCGUAUUACGAGAUGGAGGUGAACUCACCCUGCCUACAGGCAACGAACCCGUGUCAGCCCUCGGCGACCGGUUCCUCGCAGUCGCAGCAGCAACAACAGCAGGCACAAUCGCAACAACACUCGUCUCAACAGCACCAUUCAUCUUCCCAGUCGACGCAGCAAGCGCAACAACAGCAAUCGCAGCAGCAACAACAAUCGCCGGCGUCAUCUUCGACGUCAGCCUCGUCCACGGUGACGCAAUUACACCACCAGCACUACUAUCAUCAUCAGCGCAGCGCCAUCAGUCCAAUCGGCAACAACGGUUAUAAUCAAUUAUCGAGAUCUCAGCCGCAAUGGGGCGCACUUCAUCAUUACGAACCGCCGACGAUACGUCGCGAGGAGAACGGCAAGAGUUAUUUGGAACUGGGCUCGAGUUAUCGAGCAAACGAGCGAUGUUGCGAAGGCUCCAAGUCGAGUUGGUGCCGACGCGGUCGAGCCUGUUACCGGCAACGAAGACUCGCCGUGCUCAACAUCUCGAUGUGCAAACUCGCCAGGUACCGCCAGUUCCCGGAUCCAAGCCUCCACAGGUCGGUAUUGAUCUGCAACACUUUGAGACACCUGGAACGUGAGAUGGAGAGAGAUAGGAGUCCACCGCCCAUGGAGCCGGUCAUACCGGCACCGAUAGCUCAAUUGCAACCGCCUGAACAGGGCAGGUUAACGCCUUUCCCCGUGCCACCGACGUCGUCGGGCGAGACCGACGUCGAUUCUGGCAUCGGCGACAGCGACGACAGCCGAUCGAUUAACUGGGGCAGCGUGCUAUCUUUGUCAAGCCAGUCGCCGCUCGACCCGCUCAACAACAACGAACUACUAGACGUGGAUAUAGGGCCCGAUCUCGACUUGGAUUUUAUGCCCGGGUGGAAGUUAACGCCUCUCUCGGCGGACGACAUCCUAAGAAGUACAACGACCCAGGAACAACAUCAUCAUCACCAUCACCAUCAUCAUCAUCACCAUCAUCAGCAUCAUCAUCAUCAACAACAACAACAGCAACAGCAGCAGCAGCAGCAGCAUCUAAUGUCCUCGGGGAGCAGUUGCGGCAGCAGCUGCGGUAACAGCAACGUCGUUGGUAGCAGCAGCGUCAACAACGUCGGUAGCAGCAGUAGUACGCACGAGUCGUUGAUGUGCGUAGGAUCAUAGCCCUCGACCUUGACAUCGUUGAGUCACCUCAUCGAUUUUUAUCCGCUGACGCCGCAGGGCAAGUAAAUCCACAACGACGGCCAGCACGCAAAAAUCCUGCGAGAAAGUCCCUGGAAGGCGCGCGGGCGAGAGGCGGCAAUGAAUACGGCUCACCCUCUCUCUGGAGCGUUCGAUGUCUGGCCGGCGACUCUCGAGGAGCCGCACUCUUCUCUCUUCGCGUUAAUUUAUUGUCGCGUCAAUUACACACAUAAACAUGCAUACAGACAGACGAAAAACGAUACCGAGAAAUCUCCUGCGACACUUUCGUUCUUCCUCCGCUUCCUUUUACCACCGUUAUCAUGACUGCUACCACUGUGGGCUCUAUUGCUACUACUUUUACUACUAUCCUUCCGUGACUAUUUACCACUAUCGUUACGAUUAUCCUAUUACUAUCGCUACUCUAUUUCUAGUACUACUAUUACUACUAUUACUAAUACUAUUACUAUUAUUACUAUUAUUACACUAUCGCUAAUUAACGUGUCUCCCAGAAUAAAUAUCUACUCCCCGAGGGACGGACGCGUCAUGACACGCGGCACAUUCGCAGGUGCAGACAAGACAACAGAGCGCUCUGAGAGUUUAAAGAACAGAGAGAGAAAAAAAGGAUAAGCGAAGAGGGUUGGAGAAGAAUCUUUACUGUCCGCGAACUGACAGGUGCUGCUACUCGCAUCGGAUAAUCCGAUAUCCCGGCAGAGAUUCAGAUGGUUUUUGUAUCUGGCUAUCGCGUGUAUUAUUUUUUUCGCCGUGGAAUUUUGAAAUUAGACGCAAAAGCGAUUAAUAUUUACCUCCAAAUAUGCCGCUAUAAGAUUUGAGAAAACCAUCGGUAAUCAUCAACUCUCCAAUAAACGCGUAAUGAUAACGAUUCGAAACGUAGUUUCGCAUUUGGUGCCUAUUGGAGGAUUGAAACCCAUGUUUUCAUAAUUGCGUCUGCGAGCUUAAAGAUUUACAUGUGAAUUGUCAGAAAAGCGAUUAAGAUAUAUGUGCGGAAAGAUUCGAAAGGACGGAAAAUAGAGAGAGAGAGAGAGAGAGAGAGGGAAGAUGGUUUUUUGGCUACGCGUCGAGUACGAAGAAGCUUUCUUCGAGGCCGGAAAACUACGAGAACACUGUGAUCGAAGUCUCUCGGCUCGGGGAGUUUCUGCUUUCUUUUCCGUGCGUUCACCCUCUUCGUAAGUUAUAUUCUGAAAUUGCUGGGGAAGGCCGUCCGGGAGAUCUUUUUUCAUGAAAUGACAUUCAACAUUCCCGAGUUUGCAACUCUGGAACGAAUGUGACCAAUCGAUGAUAACGUCGAUGAUACAUCAUCCGUGCGUACCCAGUAUGCAAUCAUGUACACAUUCACACACAUAGUAUAUACAUAUAUAUACGACCGCCGUGGCCUAUAUUAUACGCACGACGCACGAAGAGACACGCGCGAGUGCAAGUGCACACACAAGUCAUAUGGUGCUACAGGGCGGCUGUAGCCUGGUGCUUCUUUUCUCUAGGACAGACAAACACGCAUACAGACACAUACAUACCUUAAGCCGAACGCGUACCGAAUUUGCACGGAUCGCUCCGUCGCUCGGGGUCGUCGUGACGCGUCCUACCGUCGUAAGCGUGAUACGAUGUAAAUCGGAGACGUCGGCGUCUCGAUCGAGAAACUGAUCGCACCAUCGCCCAAAUUAUUCGAAUAUUUCAUCUCGCUAAAGAUCGUCAAAAAGUGUCUGUGUUGAAUAUCUUGUCAAAGUAAAUUGUUAAACCAAGGUAGAGAGAGAUAAAUAGGUGGUAGAUAGGCUAAUGCGACUCAGUCUCGAUUGUUUACGCGUUGUGAGAAUGAGGACAGUGAAAGAAAGGGUUUAAACAUUUGCGUUGGAGCUGCGAGAUAUGUUUGGGCUGUGCAAUAGAAUGCGUGUCUUUAAUACUAGUGAGUGUAUCGUCAGGAGCAUUGAUAUCAUCAGGAACAAAAAUUAUUUUCAUACAGCGAUUAUACAAAAUCGUCUUACGAAUAAUAUUUGUCUAUGUCUUGAUUUUAACAUGCACAUUCAUAUAUAUCUGAAAGUACAAAUAAUAUUCUAAUAUUUUAAUAUUUUAAUUUUAAAGCGAUGCAUAUUUCUCGACGUAAACACUCACUUUAUGAUCACUCAGUUAAUGAUAAUAAUGAUUUACAAGUGACGAUUAUUCUUUCAGCAAAUAGUAAUAUUUAUCUAGAAAAUUUUUUUCUAAUACCAAGCCAUAGCAAAAAAAAUAUAAUGCCACGAUUGACUCAAUCACAAAGUCUAAUUGUAAGUUGAAACGUAAAAAUUAAGCAUGCAAAAUAGUGCAUUAGGUUUUCAAAGUCCAUUAAGCUGCAACGCAAUGGGUUAGCCCUAAAAUGCAUGACGUGGGCCUGGAUGACUCAACCACCGUUUUAAAUGCGAACUCCACAUUAAUUAUUUUAUCGGAAUGACCAUAUAUUUACAAGUUUUCUGUUUAUAUAGAAAUAGAAAAAAUAAGAAGGAAAAAGAGCAACAGAAGAGAAAUAAAAGAUAUAAAAUAUAAGAUAUAAAAAAAAAACAUUUUUUGGAAAUAUGAUGAAUUAUUUAUUCCUUCAGUGUCAGAAAAAUAAUUAUCCUGAAAAAAAAAAAUGGAGUAAUCGCGGUUGUGAAUGAGACGAAGUAGGACACCCAUGUCAUGCGUUUGUGUGCGUAUGUGUUAUAUGAAAUAGACGAUGCAUCUCAAGGAGAUUAACGCAAGACGCCGGCGCCUUCGUGUGAAUAUCUUGUGUCACGACGUACGACGUCGACAAAUGUACCUGCAUUUUAGAGAUCGGGAUAACGUUCUCCCCUUCGGAUCGUCGCACGGUGGCCACUGCGCGUCACUGAUCUCCCAUAAAUGUAUCAUAUGUACACAUAUUAAAUAUAAAAUAGAGAGUGGCCGGCGUGCGCGCGCGCGUGAAGAAGGCGAACGCUCGAGAGUUAAGGCCACCCUCGACCCCGGACGCAUCUUCUCGCGUGGAUCCGUACGCGAUCUCGCCCUCAACGUCCACGAAUUCAUUCAAGAGAGCAGCUAUACUUAAAAGCUAAACGAUUUAAGAAAGUCUAACAUUACGAAGAGAAUAUAAUAACUUAUCGACUCGACUGAUUACUUAAACGAGAAAUGGAUGAAUGGGAGUAUGUGAGAAAAGGACACGGGAUAUAAGGAGUGUAAAAGGAGCGCAUGUGUGUAAAAAGGAAUAAUAUAACUAUCAUGAUAGAGUUGAUUUAAAUUGUAAUUAUAUAUGAUGUUCUCUCUCUUAUGAUGACACGCGCGGAACACAUAUACGCAUACAUACACACACAAUACCCACGACACAACACAUAUACACAGAGAUACACAUACGCGAGAUAUGCUAUAGAUACUUGUUGUAUAUAUAUUAUAUAUAUAUAUAUUAUAUAUGCGUUACUUACUAAGCUAAGCUCUUAAGUAUAAACGCGCGAAUCGUCGAGAAAGAAGAAACCCUACAUCUCAUCCUGUGAACCGCUAUCCUUAAUCCUUCCUCGAGUUCCAUUUUCUACUUUGUACUAUAGCGCAUUACGAUCGGCGCACACAUCUUCUGUCACAUCCUCUCCCCCCCCCUCUCUCUCCAACCCUCUUCUAAAUGAUAAUGCUCCCUCUUUCUCUCCGCGCGAUUUCUUCGCGAAUACGACGAGCAAUAUUACUUUUAAUAAGCGCGGGGAGAAUUUAGAUAAAGAAAAAAAGCGUAUAUAUACGUACAAACCGAUGCAUCUGAUCGCGCGAGAGUGUCACACACGAGAUCUUUAUGUAUGUGCGUUACAUAUACAUUGUAUGCUCGUUGAGUGUCGAAUACCUAUCAUAUAAUAACGGUGGGUGAAUCGCAGGGGAUCGUAAAUCGAACAAAUGCAAAGAUUCGAAUCUCUCAGGGAAAGAGCAGUGAUUAGGCGAAAGCGGUAGCUCCUUUCCGACCGAGAGAGUUGGUUUAAUAAGGUAUCAAACAAGAAGCUGUCAUCAUCUCUUACUAUGCUGCACAGAAUUUGAAUUCGCCGAAUAGAUAGUAAUUUAACUUUUUGCGAAAUAAAUUAGAAAGAAUGUGUACAUUUGAUUAAAUUUUUGUAAAGUUUACCCCCGAAAUAAAUUGAGAAUACAUAAUUAUAAAUUAUUUCUAACUAGACAAUUAUACCAAAAAGAGAGAUUGAAAGAAAGACCACGCUGACGCUCGGGGAUACACUGAAACGAGCGAAAGCGAAUCAACGGAUAAGUAUUUUUUUCACAUUUCUAAUUCGAUUCACCCUCCGAUUUAUUGUACGCUGAAGGAGGGAUUCGCGCGUGCGAUGUGCGUUUGACUGCUCCGCAGAAAAACAUGAAUGAUGCAACAUCUUUUUCUAAGAUCUUCGAAAUUAUUCAUAUAUAUGUAUAUUUUUAUAUCUUUAUAUUUUAUAAUCAUUCGUAAUUAUAAUUUAUUAUAAUUUUACUUAUAAUUUAAUUAAAGUUAAACAAUUAUAAUAAUUGUAUAAUUAAUACUAAGCAAACUUUUCGUUAUCAUCUCACUUAGCGAGAUGAAGCGCGAUAAUAUGAUAUUUUAGUAGAUAUGGCCGGUCUGAUAUACGUGAAAACAUUUAUAAAUACUUUGCGCAUUACGUUUUUCGGUGGAGCAGCCGCGUUGUUCUUCCACGAUGUUGUUGAUAUCAAGCAAAGCUAUUUGAGAAGCAUCAUGUCGUACAAUCGCGCGUGUUUCAAGUCGCAUAUGUUUCUAAAUUAACCCCUUCUGUGCUUCGAUCGGGCACAGUGAUAUUGAUAUAUAUGUUGAAAAAAUAACUUAUGUUUCUCGUAUUAUUUGAAUACAGAGAAGCGCAAGGAUCUAAAACGCGUAUUCUCUUCUAAAAAGAAAUUCUAUUGUACCGAAGGGAUUACGAAGGCCGAAGGCGUCUCGUGCUAGCAGCGUCUCGCGAUAAUGUCAAUCGUGAAUCUAUACGUAAACAACAAUUGGGUAGCAAUCGCAAUCGAUUGCUGCAUAGAUUCAAUGAAUCAGAUUCGAUUGCUGCCCAACUGUUACUGCAGCCAUUGUCUUCGUUAACAUAGCGCGAUCGAUCAAUAGUCUCUACACGAAGAUAAUCUGCGACUAUAGGCGGGUUUAAAAAGAGUUAAAGAUUAAAAUAGUGAAAUUUCGAUAUGUAGAGUCUUAAUAUAAAAGAAACAAAUGCAUUUAUGGGUAUUAUAUCUCAGUUAGUCUAUGAUUAUUCUAUCUGUAAUAGCAUAUAAGAUGUUGUGAUUCUUCCGUAGAGGAAGUCUAAAUCCGCCUGUGUGUCUACGAAUUCCUUCGCAGACAUCACAAAUGUCUGAAAGAAAUGUAAACAAUUGUCAAGUAUCCGCGGGUAUGUUGGCUUCCUUAACAAGGAUAAACGCGAACGAGCGCUGCUGGCAUCGAUACGUUGAAGUUCUUUGCGAUCACGCGGACGCAUAGCUCGCCAUCGGACACGCGCGUUUCGUAAAGUGCCUAAAAACUGUCGAAAGAGAAAGUUGCGGCUAUUAAGACCCAACGACAAGGUCACGCGCGAGUCUUCGGCACGUCGACGUGCAUAUGAUGUACGACACACUCUAACACGAUUAUCGUGUCUCAUUUUAUUAUUAUUUUUCCUUUCUUUUCUAAUGGGAUAACGGAUGGAUUUGUAAAUAAUAUAAAUAAUGCGAGAUACGUUCUAAGUGAAAAAUGAAAAGAGGAUAUAAUAAGUCUAAUAUUGAGAAAAUAUAUAUAUAUAUAUAUAAAUAAGAUAUAUAUUAUAUAUAUUAUAAAAAGUGUAUAUGUACACGUAUACGUGUGCGUAUAUGUGUAUAAGAUUAUUAUUAUUAUUAUUAUUAUAUAUACAUAUGUAUGUAUAUAUUUAUCUUGAUAAAUAAUGUAAGACGGCGACGGGUUCGCGCAAUCGAUUCUUCCUCAUCGUCGCAACGAUAUUCGGACGAGAUUUGUUUUUAUUUGCGCGCAUGAUUACUGUUCGGUGGUUUUUGUCGACACGAUGGAGCUCUCUUGUUCUCGAGUUUUCCCAAAACUAUUUUUCCCGACAGACAUUUAUACUCUUAUAUGAUCAAAGAUUCCUGCAUUUUGCGGAAGAUUUAAAAGUGUUAUAUUUUUUUUUCUCGAAGCGUGAACAACGUCAAGUUCGUAAUUUAUUUUAAUAUUGGGCUUAUGUUACAGCGCAAAACUAUAUACAAUUAUUUGUAUUAUAUUCUACGAUGUAUGAUUGAAAUUUAAUUAUUUAUUACGCGUGCGCAUCAAGUUCUGAGCCGUAAUUACGAGCUCGUCCAAUUUCGUCUUUUCUUCGAUCUCUUUCUUUUAUCAUGAGAAAAUCGCGAACGAAGAAUAAUAAAAAUUCCAGGCAAAAGGAAUGAAAAAUCGUCGAUGGGGAAGCGAUCGGACACGCCGAUCCUUGCGCUGUCGUAAAAAAUUAGGGCAGGAAGGAUGCACGACGUUGUACAUUGUAAAUAGUAGCGCGAAGGAUGACAGUUAUAGAGAGAGAGAGAGAGAGAGAGAGAGAGAGAGAGAGACAGAGUUAAUUAAUUUAAAAAAGACAAGAAAGAAAUAUGGGAUAAAAAGAGGCGGCCGCGAAUCGAAGUGGUAAUCGUCAGGCAAACGCACGGCACUUUCGGGUCAUUCGAUUCACACAGCGUUUUCCGAAAACGUGAUCUGUCCGUCGUCGGUCUCGACGAAGGUACGAGAGUGAUCUCUCCAACGCUGAUUGUCCUUUAGUGUCGGCUUUUGUCCGGCCUCGCCAAGUUCGCGCGAACGAAUCUGCGAACGCGAUCGAGCAAUCGGAGACCUCGCUGAAAAUUAUCGCGCGCUCUCGAAUGAAAAUUUUCUUCGAGUCAUCGUCCGCCUUGUUAUUCGACCCUGACGCCGUGCACUCGCAACGUGCGCGCCGGGUGCGCGUUUAACAGAGCUCGCGGAGAUUAUUACUCUGAGAGAUGCGUAACUGUAUAUCGUCGACGACUACGCGCCGAUCACUCGAUCAUAACGUAUGUAAGGAAGAGCGUGGCGUUGCGAGGCCGCUGCGUUAAAAAAAAAAAAGAAGAAAGAAAGAAAGAUAUAAAUAAUUGUUAACAAGCGCGUGACGAGUUUUGAGCGAUGACACUGGUGUGACAGUCAUGCUGUUUGGGCGUGCGACUCGAUCGAACCCACGUUUGUACUUGCGCACAAAAGCACGUGUGCUCCUCGAUCAUUUAGGAAUUGAGAAAAAUUAAUCGGCAAAUGUGGGAGAGAGAGAACAUGUUAUAUGUGGGAAAUCGCAAUUACUCUAGUCCUAUAUGCGGUCGACGAAUAAUAAACGGCACACGUGUGUUCGCGAGUGAUCGGGCGUGUCGCCAUUUCUUUUCGUUUCUCUUUGUUCUAAAAAAAUCGUGGAGUUGUGUAUCGCGUACUGUUCUACCAAAAUAUAUUAGCAGCAACAGCAGCAGCAGCAGAAUUGACAGUCAAAAUGGAGAAUCGUUUAACUGGAUAUUGAAUGACAAAAGUUGAAUAAAAAGAAACUGCAGCGCAUGUGCGAUAUGAAAAACGACAAGAACUAUCAAAAACAAUAAAGAGUAUUAUUCUAUAUAUAACAA